Messenger RNA from Auxenochlorella protothecoides, 2232 nucleotides. RefSeq names its product Soluble inorganic pyrophosphatase 2. Gene Ontology annotation, biological process: phosphate-containing compound metabolic process. The coding region runs from base 1 to 2232 and encodes 743 amino acids. The record is from RefSeq and is a predicted model, not a curated record. Gene Ontology annotation, cellular component: cytoplasm. Gene Ontology annotation, molecular function: magnesium ion binding; inorganic diphosphate phosphatase activity. NCBI's taxonomy places the organism in Eukaryota, Viridiplantae, Chlorophyta, Trebouxiophyceae, Chlorellales, Chlorellaceae. The transcript has 13 exons.
AUGGGGCUCCUGAGCUGGUGGAAGGCAAGCAAUCAGAAGCCAUCUGCCGUGCGAGAUACGAGGACCGAGAAAACCUCUGCAGCGCGCCCCAACCCCAAGCAGAAGCAGGCUGCGCGCUUGUUGAAGCCUGCUCGAGGCAUCCUCAAGCGACAGCAGUCCCCUGCGGCACGGACCAAGCGUGGCCGACCGUCGGUGCCGGCCACCCGCCCGACAGGCAACGGGUCGCUGAAGCAGGGAGUCAAGCCUCGGAAUGGCGCGCCUCCUGCAGGGCAGCGAGCCGGCGGCCGCGGGCGGCGGCGGGCGGGGGCGCCCACCUCCGCCGCGCCCCCCUCGCCUUCGCUGACCCACACCUCGGGCACGAGCGACCACACCGACACUGCCUCUGGAUCCAGCGCGCCCCGCAGGGGCCUGGGCCGAGCGCACUCAGGCACGCCAGGCCUGAAACGCAGCCGGAGCCUGUGGAAGACGCGGCCGCUGAUCAUUGACGAGAAGCUGCCUGUGUUUGUGGAGGGCGUCGACUCGCUGGCGCUGCUGGCGUAUGACAACGGCGACUUCUACCGCUGGCAGAAGGAGGUCGAGGCGGGGGUGGCCAGUGCGGCCGAUGCGGCGCCCUACCCGCUCAUCGUCCAGGACUCUGACUUCCGCACGCUGCUGGAGAUCCGGCCCGGCGGGGGCAAUGGCUGCGAGGAGGCGGGGUCCGGCGCCGGCGCAGCGGGCGCAGCGGCGCCAGGGUGUGGCAGACCCGGCCCCCGCCCGGGGUCCGGCAUUGCCGUGCCUCGCGCCACCCUCCUGCCCCCCGCCCUGCAGCCCGACGUCAUGCUGCUGGCGGGGGAGGGGCCCCCCAUCGUGGAGCACCGCAUGGGUGGCGAGGAUGCGACCCCGGGCCCGGCCUCCGAGGCGAAGGGGGGACGGGGCGACGGAGGCUCGGGCUCCGCCUCGCCCCCGCCGGCCGCCGCAGCGGCUGCGGCGCUCCCUCCCCAGCUGCAGCGGGACCCGCCCUACACACGCUACGUCCAGCCCACGCCUGAUGAGCUGGAGCUGGCGAUAGAAUAUGACCUGGAUGAGGAGGAUGAGGAGUGGCUGGAAGCUCACAAUGCCGAGGCCCGGCGCGCACGGAGCCGGGUGGCGCGGCGCACCCUGGCCGGGGAGUGGAUGGAACACCUCAUUGACCGCAUGGAGAAGGAGUACACCGCCGAGCUCCAGCGUCACCCGGAGCUGUGGACGCUGACCCCCGACCCAGACCGCCCCGAUGCGCCGCCCAGCGUGGGCCUGCCGCCUAUCGCCCGCAUCUUCCCCGUGGAGCGCUGCCUGGCCGUCCCCGGCAUCAACCACUACGAGCCGGUCAUCCGGCGCGUAUACGAGUACUGGCAGCGCAAGCACGAGGCGCGCGGCGCGCCCCUCAUCCAGCGCCUCUGGUACGAGCCGCCAUGGCACCGCCGCCGCGCAGCCGAGGCGAGGCACAGGAGCCUGGCGCUCGCGCAGACGCUGCCGCUGCCAGACCCCGAGGCGGCCGGGAAGAAAGGGGAAGCCAAGGCAGCCGCCGAGAAGGCGCCCGUGCGUGGCGGCAUGUCCGCCAGGGUCGGCAAAGGUGCUGCGCUCUCCAGGAAGAGCAGCCCGGCCGACCAGGCCAAAGACCCCAACAAGCCUCGAGCCCCCUCCCGCUUCACCAGAGCAAAGAGAAGGCACGCCUCGCACCCGUGGCACGAUCUGGAGAUCGGCGAGCAGGCCCCCGACCUCUUGCACGCCGUCAUCGAGAUCCCGCGCGGGUCCAAGGUCAAGUACGAGCUGGACAAGGUCUCCGGCCUGCUUUACGUGGAUCGUGUGCUCUACUCCUCCGUCGUCUACCCCCACAACUACGGCUUCAUCCCCCAGACCUACUGCGCGGACAACGACCCCCUGGACAUCCUGGUGCUGAUGCAGGAGCCGGUCGUGCCCUUCUCCUUCCUGCGCGCCAGGCCCAUCGGUGUCAUGCAGAUGGUGGACCAGGGGGAGCAGGACGACAAGAUCAUCGCCGUGCACGCCGACGACCCAGAGUUCAAGGACUAUACCGACAUCAAGGAGCUGCCCACGCACCGCCUGGCCGAGAUCCGCCGCUUCUUUGAGGACUACAAGAAGAACGAGAACAAGAUCGUGGUGGUGGACGAGUUUCUGGGACGCGAAGACGCUCUGAGGAUCAUCCGCGAGUCCCAGGACCUCUACAAGGACCUCUUUGUGCCCAAGCGGUCUCGCUGA